CCUUAUCAUGCCUCGUCAGCCGUGGAAUAUCCUCAUAGUAGGAAGCCUGCAUCUGCUGCCAGUCUUAAAUGCUGCGGCUACCUCAUCUACCAGUUCUCUGCCUACCACCGCUGCCUACUAUGUCAGUGAAAGCACCAAGACGUUUGCUGAUACGACUCUAACCGCCACCGGAACCGAUGAAGCGGUGAUCAUUGUCAAAGAGACAGGAGUUGCUAUUUUGUCUGACGUAACACUGAUCAAGACCGGCAACACGACCAGCAGUGAUGACAGCUCCUUCACGGAUCUUAAUGCCGCAGUCGGUCUGGAGACCAAUGGCACGGUAUAUAUCACCGACAGCAACAUCACCACCAACGGCUUGAGUGCUAAUGGACUACACACCUAUGAAGACGGCACCACUGCCUACCUCUCCAACGUGUAUAUUCACGCAGAGGGAGAUGGUUCACAUGGCAUCUACACCGCCGGUGGAGCCAUCUACGGCGAGAACCUUGAGAUUUAUACGUAUGAUGGCCAUGGCAGUGCCAUCGCCACUGACCAAGGCGGCGGCCUCAUCAUGGUAGAAAAUUCGGCUGCGUACACCUACGGUGCGCUCUCAGCAUUGGUAUACUCCACGGGAAAUAUUACAGUUCGUUCCCUUACUGGCACAUCAGCCAUUGCCCCUGUAGCAUGCAUUGAUGGUGCAAACUCGUUUACCUUGACCGACUGUGAUCUUUCCUCCGGAACGCAGAACAAUGGUGUGUUUCAAAUUGUGAGUACAGUAUCGAGCAGCACAACGGAAACCGCCUAUGCCUAUGUGAACGGUGGCACCGUAUCCGAGACCAAUGGCACCUAUGCCUUGCUCUUUGUGGCUAACAUUGAGGCCUAUGUGUUACUGACCGAUGUCGCCAUCUCCAUCAAAUCCGGGAUUCUAGCCAAUAUCACUGCUGACAGUGAUUGGGGUACAUCAGGAGAGAACGGCGGCACUGCCAAUGUAUAUCUCUCGGGGAUUGAUGUCACCGGCGACAUCUACGUGGAUGACAUCAGCGCGAUCAAUCUGUACCUGAUCGGGUCAAGUUGGACAGGCGCGCUGAAUCAGGCGAACACGUCAGGGUCUGCAUCUGUGUAUCUGGAUCGCAGUAGUACUUGGACACUGACAGGGAAUUCGAAUGUCGAGAGUAUCAGCCGGGUGACUGGGUCCAGCAUCUUUACUGGUCAAUAUCGAGUGACCGAGGUUGCUUAGGGGAAGGAAUACCGCUGAAGAGAUGCGGUGCUGUGGCAGGAAGUCC
Aspergillus costaricaensis CBS 115574 is the source of this 1262-nucleotide messenger RNA. RefSeq lists its product as uncharacterized. Bases 8 to 1216 code for a protein of 402 amino acids. The record is from RefSeq and is a predicted model, not a curated record. Lineage: Eukaryota; Fungi; Ascomycota; Eurotiomycetes; Eurotiales; Aspergillaceae. The transcript has a single exon.